UUUUUUCAGGAAACGGAGUGAUUUGGACACAGAUUUUCCUGAAGCAGUGGAUUCAUCAUCACCAUCAUGACCACAGCUGUGAGGGCGUCGUCCCAUGUGCCUGUUCGGGGCUCGGGUGAUGGCAUGGAAACUGAAAAACCAAAAGCCAUUCUAGAAAUUACAACAACAGACAAACCACCAUCACCAACUCCAGCUAAUGUUCCCACGUUAAGAGUAGCCAGUCCAAAACGUAGCCCAAAGUCUCCAGUCCCAUCUCCACCGCGCCCCGCCACCCCUCAGACUCCUGGGGUGUUACAUCUGGGGAAAGUGAGUAGAGAGGCGUGUACUGAGGUAGAAGCUGUGAGGAUAGUGGUGCCCCGGGCCGCGAUAAGCAGAAGAAGCCAUAAGGGCCCUGCAGAAGGCAAAGGAGAGUCAGGACAGCUGGGAGAGGACCAGGGGUCGCCCUCAAUGCCCCUGGUGGAGGACUGGAAAAUUCAACUGGAAAAACUACAGAACUCUGAACGAAGACUUCUACAGGACAAAGAAGGACUGUGCAAUCAGCUGCGUGUGCAAACAGAGGUGAACCGUGAGCUGAAGAAGCUGCUGGUGGCCUCAGUGGGUGAUGAUCUCCAGUACCAGUUUGAGAGAUUGGCCCGAGAGAAGAACCAGCUGAUCCUGGAGAACGAGGCUUUGGGCCGAGGCCUGUCUCACACCGCGGAGCAACUCGAACGCAUGAGCAUCCAGUGUGACGUCUGGAGGAGCAAGUUUCUCGCCAGCAGAGUGAUGGCGGAGGAGCUGACAAACGCCAGAGCAGCUCUACAAAGACAAACAAGAGAAGCCCAAGGAGCAAUUCAAGAUCUGCUGCUGGAAAGAGAAGAGUUCUCCAGGGAAAUGGUUCAAACGCACAGGUCACUGGAGCAGCUCUUGGUUUCCCUUCAGUGGGGCAGACAGCAGACGUACUACCCCAGUGCUCAGCCUCUCAGCACGGGUGAACUGGCCGCAGCGAAUCACAAACUCGCUGACGCCAUCAAGUCUCAUCUGCUCGGAAACACAAGCAGCAACGCGGCUAAAGGCAGUAGCACCAACUCUGAACAACUCUGCAGCACGCCAGCGGAGAAGAUGGCCGAGAAGGUACUUAAGAUCUUGGACCCAAUUUCCCAUUCUGAAGGCCAGACUGAGACGCCUCUGAGUGACGAUUCCGCAUCAAACUUUCUUAAUAAUAAAAAGAGUAUUGGCAGGUUUCACCCAUAUACUCGAUAUGAAAACAUUACCUUCAACUGCUGCGAGCGCUGCACUGGGGACAUCAUCGUGCUGUGAGACGAGUGUUACUGUUGACAAAUGCUGUGGAGAUUUUGUGAUCAAUGAACUCUUGACCAGCCUUUUAUCUGCCGCUUCAGUUUUCAUAAAAGCCAUUAAGGUAAAAGAGCUAAUUUAUUACUGCUGUAGUGGUGAGGAAAAACGGUUUAAACAGAACUGUGUGAUUCUAGGAUCGUCAAGCAGGACUAGUAUUAUAUUGUGGAAGGCUGUGUGUUUAUUCAUACUUGAACUUCUAAGCUGCUGUUAUUAUAGCUUUUUUAAUACUAGCAAAAAUGAUGUAAUUGUGAU
Molecule: messenger RNA, 1584 nt
Organism: Periophthalmus magnuspinnatus
Lineage: Eukaryota; Metazoa; Chordata; Actinopteri; Gobiiformes; Gobiidae
Gene: blzf1
Product: basic leucine zipper nuclear factor 1
Exons: 6
Coding region: 67-1296 (409 amino acids)
Biological process (GO): Golgi organization; Golgi to plasma membrane protein transport
Cellular component (GO): Golgi membrane
Source: RefSeq, a predicted model, not a curated record